Messenger RNA from Ochotona princeps (American pika), 3695 nucleotides. RefSeq names its product TAO kinase 3 (gene TAOK3). The transcript has 21 exons. Bases 645 to 3341 code for a protein of 898 amino acids. The record is from RefSeq and is a predicted model, not a curated record. Gene Ontology annotation, biological process: execution phase of apoptosis; protein phosphorylation. Gene Ontology annotation, molecular function: ATP binding; protein kinase activity. NCBI's taxonomy places the organism in Eukaryota, Metazoa, Chordata, Mammalia, Lagomorpha, Ochotonidae.
UAAUUAGGGUAAAAAGGUUCAAGGGCUAUAGGAAAGUGGGUAAGACUAUUAUUUCCAUAUUGUUUCCUGAAAAAUAGUAAAAUUCUAUUGAGACUUUUUUUUCUGGUCCUUGUGAGGGUUCAGUUCUAGCCCAAGGUACUUCUCGACUGUUAAUCCAUUGAUCCUGCCAAUCUUAAGUCUGCUCAGUGCAUCCCUUCUGCAGGAGGACCAUUUGGCACCCCCAUAGGCACUCGCACCUGUGGGAACCAAUGGGCGUUGUAACAGGAAAUAACUUCGGCUCGCCUAUUCCAAUAGUAACGAGCAGCACCCAGGUCACGCUGCUUCAGUUUGCAGUUCCUUACUGGGAUUACACAAGGUUUCUUGAAGAUGUGUUAUGAUAUCGAAGCCUAAGAGAGAAGCAACUUGAAAUUUGAACAUGAUCAUGUGAACAGUUGUUCGCCUUUUCUUCCUGACCGAAGAGUUGGUGCACCAUAUAUACAAAAGCCUGAAGUUAUAAAGGCGAAAAUAAGAUUGCUGCUAAAAAUGAAUCUUAGCAACACAGUGUACUUUGUGCCGCACAGAAAAAGGUACUGAAGCUCCACCAAAGCUUUUGUCGAUGAGAGGGAAAGCCAUCCAGAAGCAGGGUGCUUGCAGCAUUGGUCACCAUGCGUAAAGGGGCCCCCAAGGACCCAGAGAUUGCGGACCUGUUCUACAAGGACGACCCCGAAGAACUCUUUAUCGGUUUGCAUGAAAUUGGACAUGGAAGUUUUGGAGCAGUUUAUUUUGCCACAAAUGCUCACACUAAUGAGGUGGUGGCAGUCAAGAAAAUGUCCUACAGCGGGAAGCAGACACAUGAGAAAUGGCAAGACAUUCUUAAGGAGGUUAAGUUUUUACGACAGUUGAAGCAUCCUAACACCAUUGAGUACAAAGGUUGUUACUUGAAAGAACAUACUGCCUGGUUGGUGAUGGAGUACUGCUUAGGCUCAGCCUCUGAUUUGCUAGAAGUUCAUAAGAAACCACUUCAGGAAGUGGAGAUUGCUGCCAUUACCCACGGGGCCUUGCAGGGGCUGGCCUACCUGCAUUCUCACGCGCUGAUUCACAGGGAUAUUAAAGCAGGAAAUAUUCUCCUGACAGAGCCAGGUCAGGUGAAACUAGCUGAUUUUGGAUCUGCCUCAAUGGCUUCUCCUGCCAAUUCCUUCGUGGGCACCCCUUACUGGAUGGCUCCAGAGGUGAUCUUGGCUAUGGAUGAAGGACAGUAUGAUGGAAAAGUUGAUAUUUGGUCACUUGGGAUCACCUGUAUUGAAUUGGCUGAACGGAAGCCCCCACUUUUCAACAUGAAUGCAAUGAGUGCCUUAUAUCACAUCGCCCAGAACGACUCUCCAACGCUACAGUCUAGUGAAUGGACAGACUUCUUUAGGAGAUUCGUAGAUUACUGCUUGCAGAAAAUACCUCAGGAAAGGCCAACAUCAGCGGAACUGUUACAGCAUGACUUUAUUCGAAGAGAGCGGCCCCCACGAGUCCUCAUUGACCUCAUUCAGAGGACAAAAGAUGCUGUGCGUGAGCUCGAUAACCUACAGUACCGGAAAAUGAAGAAAAUCCUCUUCCAAGAAACACGGAAUGGACCCCUGAAUGAAUCACAGGAGGACGAAGAAGACAGUGAACAUGGAACCAGCCUGAGCAGAGAAAUGGACAGCCUGGGAAGCAACCAUUCCAUCCCCAGCAUGUCCGUGAGCACAGGCAGCCAGAGCAGCAGUGUCAACAGCAUGCAGGAGGUCAUGGACGAAAGCAGCUCUGAGCUCGUCACGAUGCAUGAUGACGAAAACACGCUCAGUCCCAGCGCCUCUGUCGUGCACAAGAAGGAUCAUGUAUUCAUAAGGGAUGAGGCGGGCCACGGCGAUCCCAGGCCUGAGCCGCGGCCUACCCAGUCAGUUCAGAGCCAGGCCCUCCACUACCGGAACAGAGAGCGCUUUGCCACGAUCAAAUCAGCAUCUUUGGUUACACGGCAGAUCCAUGAGCAUGAGCAGGAGAACGAGCUGCGGGAACAGAUGUCAGGUUAUAAGCGGAUGCGGCGCCAGCACCAGAAGCAGCUGAUCGCCCUGGAGAACAAGCUGAAGGCUGAGAUGGACGAGCACCGCCUCAAGCUGCAGAAAGAGGUGGAGACACAUGCCAACAACUCAUCCAUCGAGCUGGAGAAGCUGGCCAAGAAGCAAGUGGCUAUCAUAGAAAAGGAGGCAAAGGUAGCUGCAGCAGAUGAAAAGAAAUUCCAGCAACAGAUCUUGGCCCAGCAGAAGAAAGAUUUGACAACUUUCUUAGAAAGUCAGAAGAAGCAGUAUAAGAUUUGUAAGGAAAAAAUAAAAGAGGAAAUGAAUGAGGACCAUAGCACACCCAAGAAAGAAAAGCAAGAAAGGAUAUCCAAGCAUAAAGAAAACUUGCAGCACACACAAGCUGAAGAGGAAGCCCACCUUCUCACUCAACAGAGACUGUACUACGACAAAAACUGUCGUUUCUUCAAGCGGAAAAUCAUGGUCAAGCGGCACGAAGUGGAGCAGCAGAACAUUCGGGAGGAACUCAACAAGAAGAGGACCCAGAAGGAGAUGGAGCACGCCAUGCUGAUCCGGCACGACGAGUCCACCCGAGAACUGGAGUACAGGCAGCUGCACACAUUACAGAAGCUACGCAUGGAUCUGAUCCGUUUACAGCACCAGACUGAGCUGGAAAACCAGCUGGAGUACAAUAAGAGGCGAGAAAGGGAACUGCACAGAAAGCAUGUCAUGGAACUUCGGCAACAGCCGAAAAACUUAAAGGCCAUGGAAAUGCAAAUUAAAAAACAGUUUCAGGACACUUGCAAAGUACAGACCAAACAGUAUAAAGCACUCAAGAAUCACCAGUUGGAAGUUACUCCAAAGAAUGAGCACAAAACAAUCUUAAAGACAUUGAAAGAUGAGCAGACAAGAAAACUUGCCAUUUUGGCAGAGCAGUAUGAACAGAGUAUAAAUGAAAUGAUGGCCUCUCAAGCGUUACGGCUUGAUGAGGCCCAAGAAGCAGAAUGCCAGGCCUUGAGGCUACAGCUCCAGCAGGAAAUGGAGCUGCUCAAUGCCUACCAGAGCAAAAUCAAGAUGCAAACAGAGGCACAACACGAACGGGAGCUCCAGAAGCUAGAGCAGAGGGUGUCUCUGCGCAGAGCACAUCUUGAGCAGAAGAUUGAAGAGGAGCUGGCUGCCCUUCAGAAGGAACGCAGCGAGAGGAUAAAGUACCUCCUGGAAAGGCAAGAGCGAGAGAUUGAAACUUUUGACAUGGAAAGCCUCAGAAUGGGAUUUGGGAAUUUGGUUACGUUAGAUUUUCCUAAGGAGGACUAUAGAUGAGAUUAAAUUUUUUUUUUUUUUUUGCCAUUUACAAAAAAAAAAAAGAAAGAAAAAAGAAAAAAAAAGAAAACUGAAAAAAAAAAUUCAGACCCUGCAAAACCACAUUCCCCAUUUGAACGGGCGUUGCUCUCAACUCUCUCUCUCUCUCUCUCUCUCUCUUACUGACAUCCUGUCGGACUAGUGCCUGUUUAUUCUUACUCCAUCAGGGGCCCCCUUCCUCCCCCCGUGUCCACUUUCAGUGCUGGCCAAAACCCGGUCGUCUCUUCUACUCAUAGUACACGUCACAGUAUGGAUGUGGUUCAAAAAUGUUUCAGUGAAAACUCUGGAGACAGUUUUAACAAAACCAAUAAACAA